AUGGCGACAACUAAAAUGACGGUGGAGGAGCUCCGAUCGGAGCUCAAUCACCGGGGACUCACCACCACCGGAAUCAAGCCUACUCUGGUACGUAGGCUUGAAGCAGCGAUUCGCAAAGAAACUAAGCUCUCGAAACUAGACGCUGAUGCUUCUUCCUCCCUUGGAAAAAGACCCAGGGAUUCUCUCGACGGCCAUUCCGGUAAAACCACUUCUACUCGCUCUCGCCGUGGAGUUUCCAAUAAACAAACACUAGAAACGAUUUCAGAAGAUUCGCACCUCGUUAAUCAAGAGGAGGAGGCAAUAGAGGUGGAAAAGAGAGUGACUGCAACCAAAAAGGGUGCGGCAGUUCUUGAUCAAUGGCUUCCGGAUCACAUAAAAAUGCACUAUCAUGUUCUCGAACUGGGUGGUGAAAUCUAUGAUGCUGUGUUGAACCAGACAAAUGUUGGUGACAACAAUAACAAGUUCUAUGUCAUUCAAGUUCUUGAAUCUGAUGAUGGUGGUAAGUUCCUUGUUUACAAUAGGUGGGGAAGAGUAGGCAUAAAGGGCCAAGACAAGAUACAUGGCCCGUACACUUCACGUGAAAAUGCCAUUCAGGAGUUUGAACAAAAGUUCUUAGCCAAAACGAAGAAUGCUUGGAGUGAUAGGAAUGAUUUUGUUUCCCAUCCAAAAAGCUAUGUAUGGCUGGAAAUGGAUUACAGUGGCAAGGAAAAAGAAUCUACAGUUACAGAAAGUCCUGGUCAUGCUUUGAGAAAGCAGCCUUUGGAAUCAAAACUUGAGCCACGUAUUGCAAAAUUUAUAUCCCUUGUUUGCAAUUUGAGCAUGAUGAAUCAACAAAUGAUGGAAAUAGGGUACAAUGCAAACAAGUUGCCCCUAGGAAAACUUAGCAAAUCAACAAUUUUGAAGGGAUACAAUGUUCUUAAAAGACUUGCUGAUGUGGUUGACAAAUUUGAUAGGAAAGCUCUAGAGCAAUUAAGCGGAGAGUUCUACAGUGUAAUUCCUCAUGACUUUGGAUUUAAAAAAAUGCGUGAGUUUGUAAUUGACACCCCUCAGAAGUUAAAACGCAAAUUGGAAAUGGUCGAAGCUCUUGCUGAAAUUGAGGUUGCCACCAAGCUAUUGAAAGAUGAUGCUGAAAUGGAGGGAGAUCCCCUGUAUGCUCAUUAUCAGCGUCUUCACUGUGAACUAGUACCAGUUGAUUUCGGUACUGAUGAAUUCUCCAUGAUUGAAAAUUAUAUGAAGAACACUCACGCAGAAACACAUUCAAACUAUACUGCAGAAAUUGUCCAAAUAUUCAGAACAUCGAAAGAAGGCGAGGCUGAUCGCUUCAGGAAGUUUUCUGAUACAAAGAAUAGGAUGCUUUUGUGGCAUGGUUCUCGGCUCACAAACUGGACUGGGAUUUUAUCUCAAGGUUUGCGCAUAGCUCCUCCAGAGGCACCUGUAACUGGCUACAUGUUUGGCAAGGGGGUGUACUUUGCUGACAUGUUCUCAAAAAGUGCAAAUUAUUGUUAUCCUACUCCUACUUCUGCAGAUGGGGUGCUUCUUUUAUGUGAGGUUGCUUUAGGUGAGAUGGCCGAGCUUCUAACCGCUAAAUAUGAUGCUGAUAAGUUGCCUAAAGGAAAACUGAGCACAAAAGGAGUAGGAGCUACAGCUCCAGAUUAUUCUAAAGCGCGGGAGCUUGAUGAUGGACUCACUGUUCCCCUUGGGAAGCCCAAAAAGAAUUCAGGCAUUAAGGGUGAUCUAUUGUACAAUGAAUACAUUGUUUAUAAUGUGGAGCAGAUUAGGAUGCGUUAUGUGGUUAACGUUAAAUUCAACUUUAGGAGAAGAAACUAG
Molecule: messenger RNA, 1827 nt
Organism: Lathyrus sativus (Indian pea)
Lineage: Eukaryota; Viridiplantae; Streptophyta; Magnoliopsida; Fabales; Fabaceae
Source: the annotation of a GenBank genome assembly